CUGUUUGGUAGGAUGGGCGGAUCCGGCUACUGACUCCGUUCACCCUCCUGUGUUACUGAGUAGUAGAACAGUAACAGACUCCUUUUGGACCAGCAGAGCAGUAAGACUCUCCCUUACAGCAGAUCUUCCUCAACUCUCUUUCCUCUCAGGGAGGAUGGCCAACGUCCAGGUGCCUGUUGUGGCCAUCGGUGCGUUUGGGGACAGUCCUGUCCAGAUGACCUGUCCUACCUGUCACCAGACCGUGGUCACUAAGGUUGACUUCUCCUCUGGUGUCCUCACCUACCUCUUCUGUGGAGGACUCUUCUUCUGUGGGUUUGUUCUGGGUUGCUGUCUCAUCCCGUUCUGUUUCGACAGGCUCAAAGACGCCAAGCACACGUGUCCCUCCUGCAAGACCAUCCUGGGGGUUUAUAAGCGCUUAUAAGCCCAUAAUAACCAGCAGGAGACUCCCGUGUCUUUUGGGAAGCUAGCUACAACAUUGUGUCUUGUCUUCUGAGACAAGUUGCUCUUCCAACACAGUCUGUUGUUUCUCUCAGCUUCCACCCAGUAGAACUGCACAGCAGGCUACCACGUGUUUGAAAGACCAAUUAGUUUAACUCAAUAGAACAAUUUAACUGUCACAGAAUGUUGUCAUUGACAGUGUUCCGUCCCAUCCAGGCCCUGUCCCUUGCUAUGCAGUUAACGGUUGCCUUGGCAACGGCAAAAAUGUACGACUUAAAUUAGAUUUAACUCAAUAGAACAAUUUAAUUGUCAUUGACAGUGUUCCAUCCCGCCCUGUCCCUUGCUAUGCAGUUCACCGCUGCCUUGGCAACGGUAAAAUAUGUGUGCCAUAGAAAUAGACAACAUAGAAUGUGAGUAUUCAUGGUUGUUGUAUGAUCUGUAAGUUAUAUUACUAUAAUUGUCUCAAUGCAGCACUGUGAGUCUUUCUGAUUGAGUACUGUACUGGUUUGUUAGGAAUAAACUGAAGCCCUGAAAAAUACAAUCAUUUCACAACCGCUAAAA
Messenger RNA from Oncorhynchus mykiss (rainbow trout), 999 nucleotides. RefSeq names its product lipopolysaccharide-induced tumor necrosis factor-alpha factor homolog. Lineage: Eukaryota; Metazoa; Chordata; Actinopteri; Salmoniformes; Salmonidae. Gene Ontology annotation, molecular function: zinc ion binding. Gene Ontology annotation, cellular component: cytoplasmic side of lysosomal membrane; cytoplasmic side of late endosome membrane; nucleus. The record is from RefSeq and is a predicted model, not a curated record.